Molecule: messenger RNA, 2191 nt
Organism: Pseudo-nitzschia multistriata
Lineage: Eukaryota; Bacillariophyta; Bacillariophyceae; Bacillariales; Bacillariaceae
Source: the annotation of a GenBank genome assembly
GAUGGAACUUGCCGAUGAUGCCAAUAACGGCGAACAGAACACCGAGGGAAGCAACGACGUGCAUGUUAUCAGUAAUGAUGCUCUGAAUACGGUGAGUUUGGAUCUUGCAAUGGCUUUUAUUGUUCGGGAGUUUUUCAAGUAUAGUCUUGUUUCUGACAUCUUUCCCGACUCUCAUCCCGUCCCUUUUCUUCUCAGGCAUUCAAAGAUACGGGAAUAUCAUUCGAAGAUAAUUCGGAUCCAGAUUUCGAUUUCAACAAUUUGCUAACAGAAAUUUCAUCUCUAUCGGAGAAGGUACAUUGGAAAACCGCCGCUCGAAGAUUCAAACAAUUGAUCAAGCGUUUCGGACAGAAUGGACCAGAAUCCAGAGAAAUCCCUGAAUCUGUAUUUACGGAAGUGCUUACGGCUUACAUGCAGAGUAGACUUCACGGAGCUCGUGCUGCAGAACCAGCACGACGGGCGAUGGAAGAGAUGAUUUCGCAUGGAUACAUGGUCCCCUCAGAGAUUGCAAACUCAUGCAUUAAGGACUGUCUAGGGUUUGAAAAGGAUGGUAGUCACGAAGGAUUUGCUGGAAUUGAUACCGCGUUGGCGAUGUUGGCAGCGGUGGAAUUAUCGGAAGAAAACCCUACCCCAAUCUUCGUGGACACAUAUGAGAAACUUAUUACCACGUUGGCCAACGAAGGAUCGAUCGAUCAUGCUCUUCAAAUGCUUCGAACGACUGUGGUGGACAAGGCUGACACUCCAUCACUGAAGGUCUUUGCCGAUGUUGCUUCAGCAUGCGUGGAAGGCUCUGACGAACCAGAAAAACUGAUGACAGGCUUGGCAUACGUCAAGGCAACUGGAUACGAACUGGACAACAUUGCGUCUACUGUUGACGGCCGAAGUAUUCUCGCCGCCGGAGUCAUUGCCGCCGAAAAAAUGAACAAUAUUGGUUUGGGAUUACGUUUUUUGACGGCUGCCAGUCAAGCUGAAGGGUGUGAACCAGAUAGAGGAGAUACUCUAGUUGCAAAUCUCUCCCCGGCAUCUCAGCGUGCGUGUACAAUCAUCCAUCGUCGAGCUAUUCUUAAAGCCGUCGAAAAUGGCAGCUGGAAACUCGCUGUGAAACUAUUGGAACUGAUGCUUGAAAGAGGGUUGACGCCAUCACCAAGCGUUUGGAGAAACGUCGUCAUCUUGUGUACUAAAGAAGAAAAGAGUAGAAAAGCCACGGCAUUAUUGUUGGACUGGGUAAGUUCUGUGUUGUGUCUUAUGAGUUUUUUGUGAAAGAGAUACUCUUCGUAGACGAUGCUGAUGUCAACGCGCUUUUCUUUGAAACUCAGAUCGACUUGUACAAUCAAGAACGUGCAGAGAAACCCCCACUGAGAGUGUUCAAUUCGGUAGUCAAUGCAUGUGAAGUGUGUGGAGAGGAAGAGUUGACAGUGAGGGUAUUGGAUGCAAUGAAAGAGACCCACGAUACGGAGGGUAACCUUAUUACAUUCAAUAUUGCUCUGAAGCGACUAGCGAAACAAGGCAAUUCAAUGGCUUGUGAAGGUAUCAUCAUCGGUAUGCUUCAGGGUGGAAUUGAACCUUCUGUUGUCACGUAUACAACAGCCAUUGCUUCUUGCGUAGCGGAUCCCAAGAAGUCAGAUGUUGCCAUUGAAUGGAUCAAGCGAAUGAAAUCAAGAUUGGUUCAACCGAAUGUUAUCACGUAUAAUACCGCCUUUGCAUCUUGUUUGGAUGGUACUAUCGAGGGUACGAAGCGAGCAAGUGAGCUCGCAGUUGGUAUGAUCAAUGACAUCAAGUCUCAAUUAGACGCAGGAAUCUUAUCAAAGGAUGACUACACCAACAUCAUUCCAAAUUUCUACACCAGAACUCUCGCAAAGAGCCUUGUAGAACAAGCAGAUGCACAAAUGAAGAAAGGUGAGCUCGAUGAAGACGACGCCGAGUCAACCAUUCGUGGACCGUUCCUCGAAUUGGUCGAUUUCUUGAAUUCUGAUCUGGCCCAACUAGCAGAGAAACAGAAGCAAUAUGUGAAGGACCAAUUAGAUGAUAAAGAAGCUGAUAUCGAAACAACAAUAGAAAACGCGGAAGAGGAAGUGGACGAAGAGCUGGAAUAUUCUGUAGCAAUCAGCACACACAGGGCAGCUAUGGUUUAGAGGGAGGAAAGAAAGGGCCAGCAAAUAGAUCAGUGACCCUGGAUUAAAAUUAUAAUUUUUCA